GCGACGACUGCGGACACUUGUGAGGUGGGACGGUAAACAUCACUUAUAAAUGGUGCUCUUCGCAGCGUCAGUUUCGUUCUGACCUGGAAGGCAGCUGUGAGUGUGAACUCCGAAGAAACUCCAUGGACUCUGCUCUUACUCUGUUUGAUCAGUCUCUUUUCUAAGUUGUCUUAUUCUGCUUCUUCUUCUUCUUUCAUCUUCUCCUCCAUAAAAGCAGAGUCAAGGGGUUCUCUGCUUGUGGUUUCGGUGAACUUUGAAAUACUUGAAAGCGAGAUUGGAAUUAGAGGAAGAUGGGAACUGUCUCUGCUUCGAGAUUGCUAGCUGUUCUUUGCUUCUUCUUAUUUCUGGGUUUGAUCAAAUGCAGCGUCACCUACGAUAGGAAGGCGAUAGUAAUCAAUGGCCAAAGGAGAAUCCUCUUUUCCGGCUCCAUACAUUACCCGAGAAGCACUCCUGAUAUGUGGGAAGAUCUGAUACAGAAGGCUAAAGAUGGAGGCCUUGACGUGGUCGAGACCUACGUUUUCUGGAACCUUCACGAGCCAUCUCCUGGCAAUUAUAAUUUCGAAGGGAGAUAUGAUCUUGUGAGAUUUAUAAAGAUUAUCCAGAAAGCAGGGCUUUAUACUCAUCUUCGCAUUGGACCUUAUGUUUGUGCUGAGUGGAAUUUCGGAGGUUUUCCGGUUUGGCUGAAGUAUGUCCCUGGAAUCAGCUUUAGAACAGACAAUGAGCCUUUCAAGAGAGCUAUGCAAGGGUUCACAGAGAAGAUUGUGGGACUGAUGAAGAGUGAAAACUUGUUUGAGUCCCAGGGUGGCCCCAUUAUCCUCUCUCAGAUUGAGAAUGAGUACGGGAAACAGAGCAAGUUAUUAGGCGCCGAUGGAUAUAAUUAUAUGAGUUGGGCAGCAAAAAUGGCUGUUGAAACAGGAACAGGUGUCCCCUGGGUCAUGUGCAAAGAAGACGAUGCACCAGAUCCGGUGAUAAACACGUGCAAUGGUUUUUACUGUGAAGCAUUCUCUCCUAACAAACCUUACAAGCCCAAGAUCUGGACGGAGGCAUGGAGUGGCUGGUUCACAGACUUUGGUGGCCCCAUCCACCAGCGGCCAGUUCAGGAUCUUGCAUUUGCAGUUGCUAAGUUCAUACAAAAAGGAGGGUCCUUUGUCAACUAUUACAUGUAUCAUGGAGGGACUAACUUUGGACGAACAGCCGGAGGUCCUUUCAUCACCACCAGCUAUGACUAUGACGCUCCAAUAGAUGAAUAUGGUUUGAUCAGGCAACCAAAAUAUGGUCACCUCAAGGAGCUUCACAAGGCAAUUAAAAUGUGUGAGCGAGCCCUAGUUUCAGCUGAUCCUAUUAUUACUUCAUUAGGAAACUUUCAACAGGCUCAUGUUUACACUUCAGAAUCAGGAGACUGUGCAGCUUUUCUCUCAAACUAUGAUACUAAAUCUGCUGCAAGAGUGAUGUUCAAUAACAUGCAUUAUAAUUUGCCUCCCUGGUCCAUCAGUAUUCUUCCUGACUGCAGAAAUGUAGUUUUUAAUACUGCAAAGGUUGGUGUCCAGACAUCAAACAUGGAAAUGUUACCUACCAGCUCUCAGAUGUUCUCAUGGGAGACCUAUGAUGAGGACGUUUCUUCUCUGGAUGAGAGCUCAACAUUUACUGCUUCUGGUCUCCUGGAGCAGGUAAAUGUUACAAGGGAUGCAAGUGACUAUCUUUGGUACAUUACCAGUGUUGAUAUUAGUUCCUCUGAGUCAUUCCUGCAUGGAAAAGAACUACCAACUCUCCUUGUUCAAUCAACAGGACAUGCUUUGCAUGUCUUUAUUAACGGGCAGCUUUCAGGUUCUGCUUUUGGGACGAGGGAGAGAAGGAGAUUCACAUAUACUGGGAAGGUCAAUUUGCAUGCUGGAACAAACAGAAUUGCUCUGCUGAGUGUUGCCGUUGGAUUGCCGAAUGUUGGAGGACACUUUGAGUCAUGGAACACAGGAAUUCUUGGUCCAGUUGCAUUGCAUGGACUUAACCAGGGAAAAUGGGAUCUAUCCUGGCAGAAGUGGACUUACCAGGUUGGCCUCAAAGGAGAGGCUAUGAACCUUGUCUCUCCAAAUGGCAUGUCCUCAGUAGAAUGGAUCGCGGGAUCACUGGCAGUGCAGAAACAGCAACCAUUGACCUGGCAUAAGGCUUAUUUUGAUGCACCAGAAGGAGAUGAGCCAUUGGCUUUGGACAUGGAUGGUAUGGGAAAAGGUGAAAUAUGGAUUAAUGGACAGAGCAUAGGAAGAUAUUGGACAGCAUACGCUAGCGGUACCUGCAAUGGCUGCAGUUAUGCUGGGACAUUUCGACCUACCAAGUGUCAAGCUGGUUGUGGCCAGCCUACUCAACAAUGGUACCAUGUGCCCAGGUCUUGGCUGAAGCCAACUCAAAAUCUGUUGGUCAUCUUCGAGGAACUCGGAGGGGAUCCCUCAAGAAUUUCUCUGGUGAAGAGAUCGGUUGCUAGUGUCUGUGCUGAAGUCUCUGAGUUCCACCCAACCAUUAAAAACUGGCACAUUGAGAGCUAUGGAAGGGCAGAAGAAUUGCACCGGCCAAAAGUUCACUUGCGGUGUAGUCCUGGACAGGCCAUUUCUUCAAUUAAAUUUGCAAGCUUUGGCACCCCUCUAGGAACUUGUGGGAGUUACCAGCAAGGACCUUGCCAUGCUUCUACCUCAUAUGCCAUACUAGAGAAGAAGUGUGUAGGUAAGCAAAGAUGCGCCGUGACCAUAGCCAACAGCAACUUUGGCCAAGACCCAUGUCCCAACAUCCUCAAGCGGUUAUCAGUGGAAGCUGUCUGUGCUCCAGUGACUUACACAAAUAAUUGGAAGGGUUAAGGAGGCCAAAAUACAGAUAAAAACACUCUUUUCUUCAUAUAUAUUCACGUGAAGUAAGUUAACCGUACACAACCGGCAUGUGAAGCGAAAAAAACAGAACCAAAACUAGAAUAGAGGAAGUUGUUUUUUUACAUUUGGAAAGUAAAGUAGAUAGGAGGUUAUUACCUUUGAAUUGGGGGAGAAGGUAAUGACCAAAUUGUUUUAGACGAGAGCUGAGUAGAAAUCUUGUAAAGUAGUGACUGUAGGGUGAAAUGGUAAAUUCAUGGAGUCCUACAACUUGGGGCUCUGAGGUGAACUUGAAGCUCCUGGCCUCUGCCUUUUAACCGGAAUCCGGGAAGUGUCUCAGAUUUGGUAUUGUGUUUUAAUUUUGUUCUUUUCAAAAUUUUAGAGAUGUACAGGGGAAGAGUUAAAAAAGCUUCCUUUGUAUAUUUAUGUCCAUGUUAGGAGUGGAUCCUACUCAUCCUUAUGUUUUUAAUCUUGCAGUUUCUGAUGAUGAAAAGUUCAAAUUUAUUUUUCCA
Carica papaya (papaya) is the source of this 3358-nucleotide messenger RNA. NCBI's taxonomy places the organism in Eukaryota, Viridiplantae, Streptophyta, Magnoliopsida, Brassicales, Caricaceae. The record is from RefSeq and is a predicted model, not a curated record.